Molecule: messenger RNA, 1877 nt
Organism: Medicago truncatula (barrel medic)
Lineage: Eukaryota; Viridiplantae; Streptophyta; Magnoliopsida; Fabales; Fabaceae
Product: mitochondrial inner membrane protein OXA1
Exons: 9
Coding region: 218-1558 (446 amino acids)
Biological process (GO): protein insertion into mitochondrial inner membrane from matrix
Cellular component (GO): mitochondrial inner membrane
Molecular function (GO): membrane insertase activity
Source: RefSeq, a predicted model, not a curated record
UAUGAGCUUGAUUUGUUGCUUGAGUUUGACGAAUUUUGAUUUGUUUAUUCAUAUGUGAUUUUAAAUCUAUUUGUUAAAUAUUUUUUUUUAACAAAGACUGUAAUUAAUUAAUUCUAAAACCCUAAAAUGUUGGCGUCGCACUGCUGAACCCAGUUGAGGUUUUCCUCAUUUCAUUCACCUCUUCUCUUUCGGAUAGAAUUUUUCAAAGAAUUCAUCAAUGGCUUAUAGACGCUGCCUCUUACAAAGAGGGAAAAACCUCAUAGAUCGAAGAUGCAACCCUUCUUUCACCUAUAUUCUCCAUAGCGACGACGAAGGAAAACAACGCGACCAGCCAGAUUCAGCAGGAAGAAUCAGUAAUAGCUUUACCCAAACAAGGUCCUUUGGAUUUGGUAACUCUCUUAAUGGAUCAAUGGGUUUUUCCCCAUCUUCUCCAUUCGCUGCUGGAUAUUAUAAUAAUUUCUGUAGAAAUAUGUCCACGACGCCGGAUCAGGGUUUCGAUAAGAUCACCGAAUUGACUACUGAUGUAGCUCAUGUUCUCUCCGACACGGCCGUCGAUGCUAUAUCUUCUCAGGCUGCUCCCGUUGUUAGUGAAGUUGCCAUUGCUGCUGCUGAUUCUUUUUUGCCUGUUCAAGUCUUGCAGUAUGCCAUCGAUGCUGUUCAUACCUACACCGGCCUUAACUGGUGGUCGGCCAUUGUUGUAACAACACUCUUAAUUCGAAUCGCAACUGUCCCACUCUUAAUAAAUCAACUCAAGACUACUUCUAAGCUUACUAUCAUGAGGCCUCGCUUGGAAGAGUUAAAGGCAGAGAUGGAUGGGAAGACAUUUGAUCCCCAGGCUGUUGCUGAAGGUCAGGAGAAGAUGAAACAGCUAUUCAAAGAAUAUGGCGUGACUCCUUUUUCGCCAUUGAAGGGACUCCUUAUUCAAGGUCCUGUCUUCAUUAGUUUUUUUCUUGCGAUAACAAACAUGGCUGAAAAAAUGCCAUCGUUCAAGCAUGGUGGAGCUUUCUGGUUUACUGAUCUCACAACUCCAGAUGCCUUAUACGUUUUUCCAGUUUUGACUGCAUUGUCAUUCUUAGUAGUAGUAGAGUUUAAUAUGCAAGAAGGAAUGGAGGGAAAUCCUAUGGGUGACACCAUGAAAAAAUUCUCGAGGGUUCUUGCUUUUCUUUCAGUUCCUUUCACCAUGAGUUUUCCAAAGGCGCUAUUUUGUUACUGGCUUACAUCGAAUUUGUUUUCAUUUACAUAUGGAAUGGUGCUUAAAGUUCCUGGUGUAAAGAAAACUUUGGGUGUUCCUGAUUUACCUCCUCCAGACCCCACCAGAUCUCCGCCAGCUCCCUUCUCUAUACUUGAAGAAAUAAAAAAAGCUGCGUCAGCCGCGAAGGCUGCAUCAGCCGCGAAUGCUGCAUCAGCUGCAAAUGGUCAAACAUCAUUGCCUGUUGAAUCAUCAAAACAACCAACUAAGAAAAUAUCUUCUUCCUCUUCUUCUUCUGCUGCUGUUAUUAGUCAAAGGCUUAAAAGCUUAGAGAAACAAGUAAAAGGAAGAAAGAAAAACAAGAAGUGAUUAAGUUUUUACUAGUUCCUUAAUUAUGCCAUUUAACAUGUGUAGCAAAUAUGCUUAGAUUUUUGUCGUAUUGUUAUUAUCCUUGGAUGGAGUGGAAAUUAGGGGUUUCAUUAAGAUAGGGAGGAGAAAAUAAUUUUUUUUCCAAAGGCUUAUGAUCGAUUUUGCUGAGGAAGCUAAAGCUUUUGGUCAACCAUGGUUUACAUUUAUUUAUUUUUAUUUAUGGUAUAUAUGGACGAAAUACAUGAAGGAUUUAAAACCCUUGGAUACAGCAUAAUAAUUUAUUUGGUAUGCCCAACAUUAUAAUGAUAUAGAUUUCUUA